GAAGUGACGUCGCAGGAGCGAGCGCCCGGAGCGCGGUGCGCGCAGUAUGGCGGGAGCGGAAGGAAGUUCGAAGCGCCUGUUGCCGCCACUCACACCCCCGCCCGGGAUGGCGGAAGUGGAGGCGCCGACGGCAGCUCACAAGGACCAGACGCAGUGUGCCGCCGCCAUGGACGUGGAGCGGAGCCGCUUCCCCUACUGCGUGGUCUGGACGCCCAUCCCGGUGCUCACGUGGUUUUUCCCCAUCAUUGGCCACAUGGGUAUCUGCACUUCCACAGGCAUCAUUAGGGACUUCGCUGGCCCCUACUUUGUCUCGGAAGACAACAUGGCCUUUGGGAAACCAGCCAAGUACUGGAAGCUGGACCCUGCACAGGUCUACGCCAGCGGGCCCAAUGCGUGGGACACGGCCGUGCAUGAUGCCUCGGAGGAGUACAAGCACCGCAUGCACAGUCUCUGCUGUGACAACUGUCACUCCCACGUGGCACUGGCCCUGAACCUGAUGCGCUACAACAACAGCACUAACUGGAACAUGGUGACACUCUGCUUCUUCUGCCUGCUCUAUGGGAAGUACAUCAGCUUCGGAGCCUUCGUGAAGACCUGGCUGCCCUUCGUCCUCCUCCUCGGCAUCAUCCUGACAGUGAGCCUAGUCUUUAACCUGCGGUGAUAGCAGCCUGGGACCACAACCCACGGGGAGCCUGAGGAAGCAGAGGUCACCUCUUUCAGUUCCAGAGUCUCUCUG
This is a messenger RNA of Sorex fumeus (smoky shrew), 736 nucleotides long. RefSeq names its product transmembrane protein 222 (gene TMEM222). The record is from RefSeq and is a predicted model, not a curated record. The coding region runs from base 47 to 661 and encodes 204 amino acids. NCBI's taxonomy places the organism in Eukaryota, Metazoa, Chordata, Mammalia, Eulipotyphla, Soricidae. The transcript is spliced from 6 exons.